Messenger RNA from Poecilia latipinna (sailfin molly), 1665 nucleotides. RefSeq names its product F-box-like/WD repeat-containing protein TBL1XR1. NCBI's taxonomy places the organism in Eukaryota, Metazoa, Chordata, Actinopteri, Cyprinodontiformes, Poeciliidae. Gene Ontology annotation, molecular function: protein binding; transcription corepressor activity. The transcript has 13 exons. The coding region runs from base 307 to 1665 and encodes 452 amino acids. The record is from RefSeq and is a predicted model, not a curated record. Gene Ontology annotation, biological process: regulation of transcription by RNA polymerase II. Gene Ontology annotation, cellular component: histone deacetylase complex.
GCAUGACAGGUCACUCCGCUGUGUGUCUGAAGCCGUUGCUGGGCUCUUACCGCCGGGUUUUAGCUUUAAUAUUAUAACCUCACCAUAGUUCAUCUAUGCGCUAAAGGGAGCAACCCUGCAAUGGAUUAAAGCGACAACAUGGUCUGACUUGAGCGUCAAAGUGAAUGGAAGAUACCGUCUGUUGGAAGUUUUAACCCAAGUAGGGUCCAGAGACGAGGCGGCCAUCAUGUGCAACUGAAGACGUCUUGAUGAUCACAUGGGCUACUGACCUGUGCUGACCCGAUGGUUUAAUCAGCAGGACUAAAAAUGAGCAUCAGCAGCGAUGAGGUCAACUUCCUGGUUUACAGAUACCUACAAGAGUCAGGCUUCUCCCACUCAGCAUUCACCUUUGGCAUAGAGAGCCACAUCAGCCAGUCGAACAUCAAUGGAGCCCUGGUGCCCCCUGCUGCCCUCAUCUCCAUCAUCCAGAAGGGCCUGCAGUAUGUGGAGGCUGAAGUCAGCAUCAACGAGGACGGGACCCUGUUUGACGGACGGCCCAUCGAGUCACUGUCUCUGAUCGACGCCGUCAUGCCGGAUGUGGUCCAGACCCGGCAGCAGGCCUACAGAGACAAACUGGCUCAGCAGGCGGCGGCGGGCAGCAGCAGCACGGGGCUACAGGGAGGUUCCAAGAACGGGGACGGAGGACCCGCUAACGGAGAGGAAAACGGAUCACAUGCCUUAGCCAAUAACUACUCAGAGAUGAUGGACGUGGACCGGGAUGUGGAGAUCCCCCAGAGCAAAGCCAUGGUCCUGCGAGGCCACGAGUCGGAGGUUUUUAUCUGUGCCUGGAACCCGGUGAACGACCUCCUUGCCUCCGGGUCAGGAGACUCGACGGCGCGGAUCUGGAACCUGAGUGAGAACAGCACGGGGGGAUCCACCCAGCUGGUUCUGAGGCACUGCAUACGGGAGGGCGGCCAGGACGUCCCCAGCAACAAGGACGUCACCUCCCUGGACUGGAAUAGUGAGGGCACAUUACUGGCCACCGGCUCAUACGACGGUUUCGCCCGGAUAUGGACGAAAGACGGAAACCUGGCCAGUACUUUGGGUCAGCACAAAGGGCCCAUAUUUGCACUCAAGUGGAACAAAAAAGGCAACUUCAUCCUCAGCGCCGGAGUAGAUAAGACAACAAUUAUCUGGGACGCACACACAGGGGAAGCAAAGCAGCAGUUUCCUUUCCACUCAGCACCAGCUCUGGACGUGGACUGGCAGAACAACAACACGUUCGCCUCCUGCAGCACCGACAUGUGCAUCCACGUGUGUAAGCUGGGUCAGGACAGACCCGUCAAGACUUUCCAGGGACACUCGAAUGAAGUGAAUGCCAUAAAGUGGGAUCCCACGGGCAGCUUGCUGGCCUCCUGCUCAGACGACAUGACGCUCAAGAUCUGGAGCAUGAAGCAGGAUUCGUGUGUCCAUGACCUCCAGGCCCAUAGUAAAGAAAUCUACACCAUCAAAUGGAGCCCCACGGGCCCUGGGACCAACAAUCCCAGUGCAAACCUCAUGCUGGCCAGGUACGAGUUCAGAGACGAUGACUUUUUUCUUGUUUUUUUUUUUUACCCCCACAAGGCUCUCGUUACGCCACAUAUAAUUUUUACUGUUAAAAAAAUCGGCCGAGAUCUAAAACGUUGA